GCUCGCCAAUCGAUUAAUGUCACCUCGAAUCGAUACGCGCAACUGUUGAAUUAUAUGGAACCGGACCGUUUACCUUCCCAGCUUUUCAGAGUUUUCCCCGAGAAAUGUGUUUUCUGCGUUUCCUGGCCCAGGCCCGCAGCACCUUAGGGCGGCAUCUGGCGGAGGUGUCACCUGCUGCCUGGGCAGCGGCUCCCGUCGAUUCCGGCCGGAAAUUGCAUCUGGUCAUGGGAAACGAGUCGUGCGACCUGGACUCGGCCGUGUCUGCCGUCACCCUGGCCUUUGUCUACGCCGAGCGCCAUCGUGAGCACGACUACGUGCCCAUUCUGAACAUUCCUCGCCGGGAUUACCCUCUGAAAACGGAGGUGGGCCACUUGUUUGUCAAGUGCGGGAUUGCCGAGCCAGUGUUGCUCUUCCGUGACGAUAUUCCCAAGGAAGUGGCUCAGGAUGUGAGCGUUAUCCUUGUGGAUCACCAUGUCAGCCCGCUGGCGGCAAAUGUGAGGGAGAUUUUGGAUCACAGGCCCUUGGAAGACAGUAGUUCAUCCUUUAAGCAGCUGCCAGGCGGUUGCGAGAUGGACAUUGAUGAGGCAGUGGGAUCCUGCGCCACUCUGGUGGCCCAGCGCUAUUUAAACGAAAAGCAGCCCCGAUCCGUUGGCGUUGCCCAGAUGCUGCACGCCACAAUCGUGCUGGACACCAUCAACUUUGCCCCCGCGGCCAAGCGUUAUGGGCCAAAAGAUGUGGCUAUGGUCGAGCAGCUGGAGAGGGAGUUGAACCGCCAGGACGAUCAAAGAAGCAGUCUUUUCGAUGAGCUGGUGGCUGCAAGGGCGGAUAUCAGUAAGCUUACUCUCACCGAGGUGCUGCGCAAGGAUAUGAAGAUCCUACAAACCGAUCGUCAGGUGGUUCCCCUAGCUGGAAUGCCCAUCCUUGUCAGGGAUUUCGUGGAGAAAAGCGGCGCCGAGAAGGCCGUACGCGAGUUCGGCGUGGAGAGUAACCUACUGGUUAUCCUGGGAAUGUAUGUCUCACCCGCCGACGGACAAGUGCAGCGGGACCUGGCCUUGAUCUCCCUCUCCGGCCAGAGCCAGUUUGUGGAACGUGUGCGGCACGCGCUAAUGGAGUCCAAGGAUCCCAAGCUGGAGCUGCGACCUCAUGAGGUGGACACCCGCUUCAUGGGCGGAUGCUUCCUGCGCCAACACAAUGUUCAGGCCACCAGAAAGCACAUCCUUCCCAUCGUGAAGCGAGCUCUGCUCGAAUGGGAGGCAGAUCAUGCAUGCGAUUGCGACGAGGUAUACUUCUUCAAGGAGAAACCGCAGCUGGGACUCUCCUAAAGCGGGACCAAAACCGAAUGAGCAGCUUAGAAAAGACUUAGCUAGAAUUUUAAUGAAACUGAUAUGUUACCAUCGUUAAGCUUACACCAAAAAGGAGUAUAAAUGUAUCAUUUAAGAUGAUAAUGUCGAAAUUCA
Messenger RNA from Drosophila biarmipes, 1457 nucleotides. It is a transcript of the gene pn, whose product is annotated as exopolyphosphatase PRUNE1. The coding region runs from base 105 to 1322 and encodes 405 amino acids. Gene Ontology annotation, cellular component: cytoplasm. NCBI's taxonomy places the organism in Eukaryota, Metazoa, Arthropoda, Insecta, Diptera, Drosophilidae. The transcript has 2 exons. The record is from RefSeq and is a predicted model, not a curated record. Gene Ontology annotation, molecular function: exopolyphosphatase activity.